AGCGCGCCGUCGUCCUGCAACUGCAAAGCAAGCCUCCCCAGCUAUAAGUAACUACGCGCAUGUACAGCACGGCCAGUAGCUCGCUCCCUUAAUUGAGCUCUCCCUCGCUCAGAAGUGGUAUUCCAAGCUAGGAUCUGAAAGGAACUGACCUCCGUCUCGUCCUUGUCACUUCUCCCUACGGUGAGGCUAGCCCAUUGCUCCAACCGAGGCCCUGUGAGAUUUGAGCUCCACAGACCGCAGCAUCGGUUUCCUGGUCUGCUCUGCUUCUUCUUCUUUUUAUCCGGCAGGCUCUGUGAUGGAGGAGUCGUUGGUGCUGGCGGCGGCCGUGCUGCUCUUGUCCUCCACCCUUGUUAAUUCAGAGUUCUGCUUGUGCCGGUCGGAUCAGCCGACGGCGGUGCUGCAGAAGGCGAUCGACUUCUCCUGCGGGCCUCAGGGCGGCGCGGACUGCACGGCCAUCCUGCAGGGUGGCGGCUGCUACAACCCCAACACCGUCGCCGCCCACUGCUCCUGGGCCGCCAAUAGCUACUACCAGAACAACAAGGCCAAGGGCGCCACCUGCGACUUCAGCGGCGCUGCCACCAUCUCCACCACCGACCCCAGUUAUUCCGGGUGCACUUUCCCUUCAAGCGCCAGUGCUGUUGGGACUGCGGGCACCACAACCGCCGGUGGCGCGACGACGGGCACCUUGAGCCCCGGUUUCGGCACGGGGACAAACGGCACCGGGAUGGGCAGCAGUAUGGGACCGACGGGCACAGGCAGCCUUGACGGCGGGGCGGCCAGCUUACUCCCCAGCGUUCAGCUGGCUGCCUUCCUCGCCAUCGCCAUCCUCUCAUUCCUAGCUCUGCAUUAGCUCCCACUAUGUUUUCGAUAUUUCUAUGAACUAUCAAAAGGGAAUUGAAUGUGAAUUGGUUGGAGCAAAUCAAUCUGUGUUGGUAGGUUUUUAAUCCUGAGCAGUUUGUUUUUUCCGUUUCUGCAUGUAGGAGUUUUUAAUCAGCUGUUUUCUGCAUGGGCCUGAGAUGUGCAUCCAUUCAGCGCCUCAGCAUUACUCGUCAUUAACGUGGGCAUCAUUAGCAUGCAUCGUAGUUAGUGUUCUAGCUCAAGUUAAUUAGUAAAUUAGUGCUUUGCCGUUUGUAAGACAUGAGAUCUGUUGUUUGGUUGAUAAAUAAAAGGAGAAAAAACCACAAAAGA
Phragmites australis (common reed) is the source of this 1188-nucleotide messenger RNA. Its product is annotated as PLASMODESMATA CALLOSE-BINDING PROTEIN 4-like. The record is from RefSeq and is a predicted model, not a curated record. The transcript is spliced from 4 exons. The coding region runs from base 296 to 850 and encodes 184 amino acids. Lineage: Eukaryota; Viridiplantae; Streptophyta; Magnoliopsida; Poales; Poaceae.